This is a messenger RNA of Trypanosoma cruzi, 966 nucleotides long. RefSeq lists its product as uncharacterized. The transcript has a single exon. Bases 1 to 966 code for a protein of 321 amino acids. The record is from RefSeq and is a predicted model, not a curated record. NCBI's taxonomy places the organism in Eukaryota, Euglenozoa, Kinetoplastea, Trypanosomatida, Trypanosomatidae.
AUGAUUCUUUCAGGGAUUUCUUCCGGUGUCUCCAGCCCAUUUAAUCCAAGUAUUUGGACUCCAAUGAUACCCGGUGCGGUGAUGCAGAAUUCUCAAAAAGCCUUGGAUGACUCUUCUCCGACGUGCCUCGGACUGACCGUUAGCGGCGGCUCCGAGACGGCGUUAUCGUUUUCCUUGCAUGGGGCGACACAACCAAGCAGUCCACUCCUUUCGAACUGCAUAGCGACCGGUAGCAGCCUUAUCGCCAGUGGUGAAAAGAAUCAUACCCCAAUGCAAGGUGGCGGUGGUGGCGCCAGCGGUGGCGUAUGCAACACGCCAUCGGAGUCUUCCUUUGUUGGUCUGACAGCGCAAGCGACAUCUGGACAAACACGCUUGGAAACGAUACACCUAUCUCCUCAUGACGUUGUGAAGUGUGCUGAGCAUCACAAGGAAAGAACGGCACAAAACAUGAUGCGUGUUGUGAAUAGAUCGGGUGAUGUUGUAUGGGUGUGUCGUCCUGAUGUGGUAUGUAAGGUGCGUAAGGGUGGUCGUGCUUUUUCUCAUGGUUCACGUCGUCAACAACCCCCUCCAAAUGGGUUACCUGAGAACAGGACAUCUAAUCCCAGCGCUAUUGUCACAUUGCAGAACCCGAGAGUUGUAUUCACGACGCCACACAUGAACAAUUGUGCCGCGACUCCAAGCCAAGCGCCGGGAUGUUGCAUUGGAGGCUGCGAAACUUUUGUUGCAACGCCACUCGCUCUUGCUGGCCCUCCAAGUUUCACUCAACUCUCGUUUCUGCAGCCUGCAGCACAUGAGGACGCCAUGUUCUGGCUUCCCGUUUCACCGCCGCCACCGCCACCGCCACCGCCAGUGUACUCUGCUGCUUCUGUUGCAGGGAGUGUUGGAGGGCCAUCUGCCGCAGCGGUUGUUUCUCACGUCACGAUACCUCCCAACUUUGCGUGGGUUCCAACUCCAGUCCCGCGUUGA